This is a messenger RNA of Rhea pennata, 1650 nucleotides long. RefSeq names its product ubiquitin conjugating enzyme E2 W (gene UBE2W). The transcript has 6 exons. The coding region runs from base 70 to 525 and encodes 151 amino acids. The record is from RefSeq and is a predicted model, not a curated record. NCBI's taxonomy places the organism in Eukaryota, Metazoa, Chordata, Aves, Rheiformes, Rheidae.
GACGGGCGCGCGGCGCAGCGUCUCUGUGGGUCCGGCCGGCGGCGCAGAGGGGCGGGGGGUGGAUCCAUCAUGGCGUCUAUGCAGAAAAGAUUACAAAAAGAACUUUUGGCAUUGCAAAAUGAUCCACCUCCAGGAAUGACUCUAAAUGAAAAGAGUGUACAAAAUUCAAUCACACAGUGGAUUGUAGACAUGGAAGGUGCUCCAGGAACACUUUAUGAAGGGGAGAAGUUUCAGCUUCUAUUUAAAUUCAGUAGUCGGUAUCCUUUUGAUUCACCUCAGGUCAUGUUUACUGGUGACAAUAUUCCUGUUCAUCCUCAUGUUUAUAGCAAUGGUCAUAUCUGUUUAUCCAUUCUAACAGAAGACUGGUCUCCAGCGCUCUCAGUGCAAUCUGUUUGUCUUAGCAUUAUUAGCAUGCUUUCCAGCUGCAAAGAAAAGAGGCGACCUCCAGAUAAUUCAUUUUAUGUAAGAACAUGUAACAAGAAUCCAAAGAAAACAAAAUGGUGGUAUCAUGAUGACACAUGUUGAUGCCACCAUUUUGUGAUCCUCGUAGCAGAAGAUAGUCCUACUGAGAAAAAUGAGCACUUUGAUCAUUCAGUCUUUGAACUUUAACCUUUGACUGGAAGUGACCUAUAGGCAAUGAAGACUACUUCCUUUGACUGCAUUUUUACUAGUGUGCAUUCUGGGCGCAUGUUGAUCGCUGGUUCAGUCCAUGCAACUGACAUGCUUUUAUUAGUCAUACAGUAUUAAUGCAGGUGUCCAGAAAUGUCAGAAUAAUUCCAUUAUUUUUAUUUUAAGCUUUUGGAAGAAUUCCAGGUCUUCAUAUAUUGUGCAAUAACACUGAGCUCCUUGACGGUUUUGGUGCAUCCAUUGCCGGCAAUGGACAUUGUACCAGGGAAAAUUUUUGCUCCUGCCACAAAAAGAUUGCAUGACAGAGCUUAGGAAAGUUUCCGAUAUAUUUGGAUUAUAAGCAAGGGAUCCACCAUUACCUUAAAAGCCACCCCAUUCUUUUAUAUUUGGAUUCUAUGCACUGUGAUCACAAAACUAGCAGCAUGAGUAAACAUGCUUAGCUGAAGGACUGUAAUAAGAUCAUUGCAUAUGUAUUAAAUUGUUUAUCUGCUGUCAAAUUGUUUUGACAUUGAAGGUUUUCAAGUGACAGUGGCAGAGAGGUACAAUGUUAUCCCUAUGGUGAAAUAAAACUACUUUUUUGUAUAUAGUUAUUCAUAUCUCUGAAGCAAAGGUAUGAGUAAUUUAGGGUAUGAGUGAUUUAAUCAAGAAUUUAUUUUGGAGAUAAGAGAGGAUGGCAGUGAUAUAACUGAACUUGCUGCAGUCCACAAUUGGGCUUGUAAUUUGUACUUUAGAGCUUUUUUUCCAAAUAGAUUGCACACUGUUAUUUCCUGCUAGCCAUCAGCAUGAGCCCUAUUGCCUACAUCAAUAUUUCAUUUAUUUAUGUGUUUGAAAGCAAUCCAUAUAACAUUUUUUGUUUGCAUUCACUGUUUCUUUUGUUGUUGUAUGUCAUGUUUGAAUGUUACAAAACAAUAUUUUGAUUGAAAAGCUUUGUCAGAAGAUAUUUUCAUGUAAAUUAUUUCUUUACCUUGUAAGCAUCAUCUUGUCUUUUAAUCCUGUACUAUAUAAAAAAAAUACAUUUUUGAC